Halichondria panicea is the source of this 1771-nucleotide messenger RNA. RefSeq names its product nuclear receptor coactivator 5-like. Gene Ontology annotation, molecular function: RNA binding. NCBI's taxonomy places the organism in Eukaryota, Metazoa, Porifera, Demospongiae, Suberitida, Halichondriidae. The transcript has 6 exons. The record is from RefSeq and is a predicted model, not a curated record. The coding region runs from base 5 to 1624 and encodes 539 amino acids.
UUGAAUGACAUUCAGCUUGAGAGCACGUGGUGAAAAAAUGGCGGAUAGCAAACAAGACAGUGUCAAUGAUAAAGUUAGCAGUUUUACAAGCAGCUCAGAGCCUAAGUUGAUGAAUUCCCGUGUUUUCAUGGGGAACUUUCCUGCCGAUGCAAUGGCCAGACAGGAGGUCGAGGAGUUGUUUAAGGAGCAUGGAAAGAUCCUAGGCAUAUCCUUGCACAAAACAUAUGGCUUUGUGCAGUAUGAUCGAGUGGAAGAUGCUAAGGCAGCAGUGGCAGCAUGGAAUGGCAAAAAGCUGAAAGGGCGAGUUCUGGAUGUUAACUUAGCCACAGAAAGACGAAAGGAUUCCGAUAGUAAUUCUGAAACAAAGCGUCCCCGAGAUCGAGAUAGGGACAGGGACAGGGACAGAGACAGAGACAAGGACAGAGACUUUCCCCGGAGACGUCAAGGCAGCUUUGACAGUGGGAGACAUGAAAAAUCAAGGUGGGUUCCCCCCAGACGGUCCCCCUCUCCUGGUAGGUUUGAGCAUGAGAUGCGAAUGAGGUUCAUGGAGAUAGAUCGAAUGAGAAUGGCACCUAGACUCAGACCCCCUUUACCACCACCAAUAAUGGACCCACACUUCCUUCAUGAUAUUCCUAUGCGUAAUCCUUACCACCGGCCACGCGAUGAUCCCUUUGACGGUCAUCGUGGGCAUCGCGAAGAGUGGCUACCACCACCUAUGCGUGAUCUACCCCCUCGGCCGUUCCCCCGUUCCCCUCCCCUUCGACCCCGUGAGCCUCUGCCCCCUGACUGGGAGGAUUAUGGUCACCCAAGAGAAGAGAGAAGACCACUACCUCCUGUACCGCCACGGCUGCCCUCACCACCCCCGAGGCCACAAGAGGACAAUAGGCCUCCCGACAUGCUGAUUAUUGUUGUUAAUAAGCUACAAAAGGACUAUGCUGAGCAUGUGAGGAACCUUUUCCAGGGACUACGUCUCUGCAUCGAGGGGCUUCAACUUAGUCCCACCAUGUCGCUAGCGGAUGCUCUAGACGAGGCUGCUCAGAGAGGCCUCCUUUAUGUGGUCAUCCUUUCCACUCAGAAUGAGAUGCACCGCUCGGUUACACUCACUAUAUUGCACGGCAGGAACCCACAGGAACACAAGAAUAUGCCUUUGGAUGAUGCCUUAGGGCUAGUAGACAAAGAUUAUGAGCGCUAUUGCCUAGACGUUCGUCAGGGGCAUAUUCCAGCUCGUACUGCAAGACCAGCAAAGGCAGACGUGUCUUCACUGCUCGGUAAAAUGGCAUCUGGUGAACAGCUUCGACCAGAGCAAAUUGACAUGGUCAUUAAUACUCUUCAGAGACAGAAAGAAGCCAGUGUCAAUGAAAUACAUUCUCCUCGUCAAAACACCACCAGCAUGAUUCGACGACCCGAAGCUCCAUCGGCCUCCAAAGAGAGCAUUGAAAGUCAGCAAGCUGAUCUCCAAGCCAAGAUACUCAGUCUCCUCGGCUCAAGUGCUGUUGUGCCCACUCUAUCCAAUAAUCAAAGCCGCCUGCCGCAGAGGCCCACUAGGGGUGGUGGUGAAUACUCCCAAUUUACACACCCUCCAAGGCCAACUGGCGGCUAUGCAAGACCUGGUCCUGGGUGGUAGCACUGGAACUGGAUUCGUAUAUUGCUUCUCUCGUUGCUUACAGUGAAUCAUUAAACGUUGUUAAGAAUAGAGUUGAGAAUAUUAUUGUGUUCCUGUGAACAAAAUACUUUGUGCAUGAUUGUAUUCAUAAUUAUAAUUGACCCACUA